Molecule: messenger RNA, 797 nt
Organism: Halichondria panicea
Lineage: Eukaryota; Metazoa; Porifera; Demospongiae; Suberitida; Halichondriidae
Exons: 3
Coding region: 175-648 (157 amino acids)
Source: RefSeq, a predicted model, not a curated record
GCUCAUGGGAAUUACUUUUAAAUUUCUUCCCCUUUUAGUGUGUGUUCAUUGUUCAAGCUUUCAGAAAGGAUAAGCAUAUACUGACCCCACAUCCUAGCUAUAGCUAGCAAACUACAUUAGUGGUUAAAGCAGCACAUCUGCAUGAUAAUUAUCUACAAUAGAUAGUUCUUGAAGAUGGGUGACUAUCCCUUGCAGAUUAUCAUUGAUGGAACCCCACCUCUCGACGCAAACACUCUGAAGAAAGCAGUGAUCAGAAAAUUGGGCUCUUCAGGAAGUUUUAGCUCCAAUACGUUUCCCAUUCGAAACCUUGCCUACCAGACUAUUAGUGGCAACCUGACAUGCUCGGGAGAUUCAAAUACAAACAAGCCAUGUUUGAAUGUAACUGUCACUAUCUUCAACGUUGGAAGUCUUGACGUACCAGAGAUUGUGAAAGAAGCUUUGCACUUAAUACAGAGGGGUCUAGAAUCUUGUAUACCUGAUUAUGCGGUAAUUGUGAACCCAAAGUUUGAUCCAAGCUAUGCGGCGCUAACAAUACUACGAAAAAUCGAGGAGAUCAAACUUGAAAACUUUGAGAAAGUGAAAGAGGAGCUAUAUCGAGAGUUAGGAGUGCCUGCUGGUGGAUCUUUGCAGCUCAAAUCAAAGCUAUGAUCGAUUGAGAUGUCUACCAAGAACUAUGAUAGCUAGCAGCGGAGAACACAAGUAUUACUAUUCUGUUUAUGUAAUUUUUGUAUGGGUAUAUAUUAUUAUUAUAAUUUUUAUAUAGAGACAAUUAAAAUACAUUAUAGUGCUAGGGUGUG